AUGAAAUUCGUUUUCCUCUUCUUUUUCAUUGGUCUUCUCUUUGUUGAGGCUCAAGUAGAAACCACAGAGGGAACUUCUACGACUACGUCUCACGAAACAACACAAGGUAUAGCUGGUUACUGGCCGCCGCGCCUCGUCCAGCGUCGUAGUUCUCCGUGUUGCCCUGAGAGUUGUAAGAACAAUUGUAACGAUUCGGGAUGUAAAUAUUGGUGCAAAAAAAAACGAUCACUUGGUUGGCUCCAACUCGAAAACGAUCACUUUGUUGGCUCCGUUGCGGAAAAUGAACUCAAGCCU
Molecule: messenger RNA, 294 nt
Organism: Mesorhabditis belari
Lineage: Eukaryota; Metazoa; Nematoda; Chromadorea; Rhabditida; Rhabditidae
Source: the annotation of a GenBank genome assembly